Molecule: messenger RNA, 2046 nt
Organism: Triplophysa rosa
Lineage: Eukaryota; Metazoa; Chordata; Actinopteri; Cypriniformes; Nemacheilidae
Exons: 4
Coding region: 536-1255 (239 amino acids)
Source: RefSeq, a predicted model, not a curated record
UUGCCUUGGUACGUUGCCCCGCUAAGGUCUGCAGGCAAUUAGGAGAUGUUCUUUGGAGAUUAUAGCGUUGCUGUUGCCUCCCAGCUCAGGGAACUGAUGACAGAUUAAUUUAACAUGAGCGUGAGGGACGGCCCCAGCUCUGUUCACCGACUUCCAGACCCAGACGGCUGGAAAUGGCCGCAUGGGAGUAUGGCAAUAUGCACGGAUUUCCUGCCAUGCUCUUGCCUCAUGGAGAACGUUGUCUCCGGGGACGAAUGAAAAGCAAACCAGGUUGAGUGCUUCCUCUGUGAGUGGCCGCAGCUGCCUGACCUGAGUCUUUAUUUUCUUCUAUAAGUGCUUUGUCAGCACGUUGGAGUCGCCGAGCGCUGCGGAGGAGUUUGCAGUGACAAUAGAACUUGCACACAGACCUCAUGCAAAUACUGCAAAGAAAACAACUUCAUAUUCACUUUUAAAGCCACAAUAUGGAAUAUUUGGAACACUUUCGAAACAACAACAAAAGGCAAAGCUAAAUGACAUUAUGUAGGAGAGUGGAAUUAUGGGACAUGUCGUUUUCACCAUCCAGAGGCGUAUGGAGAUCGCCCAUCAUGUUCACAGACGAGAUGAGGAAACGUUUGCACUUCAGUCGGAACUGGAGGCUGUGGAGAAGCAGAUCCAGGAUCUACUAGAGAAGCAGACAUGGCUGCGAGAACGUAAAACGGCGCUGGAAACAUCCCGAGCUGACGCUCGCAAAUCCGCGGUAAGUUUUCAUCGCGAUUGUAAUACUCCUUCCACUUCUACUCCGCGUGUUUCUCUGCACAGAGCCCAGGCUUCGAGAACACGGUCAGCCCAAAUGAACUUCACUCCUGCACCGGCACACCCACGGCGAAAGGCGCGAGCCAGGACUGGAGCGAUGACCCAACCGCCACCACCGGUCUUCGAGAUCCCGACCAGGAACCGCUUUGCCGCCCUCUGUGAGACGGAAUGCAAUGCUGUGGUCAUCGGAGACUCAAUCGUCCGGAAAGUAAAAAGUAAAGGUAAGGUGCGCACUCAUUGUUUUCCUGGCGCCCGUGUUCUUGAUGUCUCUGCGCAGGUACCUGCGAUCCUGAAGGACGACGCUAACGUCGGAGCUGUCGUGCUGCACGCGGGGGUGAAUGACGUCAGGAUGCGGCAGUCGGAGAUCCUGAAGAGGGACUUUAGGAGUCUGAUCGAGACGGUACGCAACGCAUCGCCCACGGCGAGGAUCAUCGUAUCAGGGCCGCUUCCUACCUACCGAUGAGGGAAUGAAAAGUUCAGUAGACUAUUUGCACUAAAUAAAUGGUUGAUGUCAUGUGUAUUGAACAGAAGCUGCUCUUUGUUAAUAAUUUUGAUCUGUUCUGGGAGCGACCUAGGCUCUUCCGCCCUGACGGCCUGCACCCCAGCAGAAUCGGAGCGGUUCUUCUGUCUGACAACAUCUCAAAGACGCUACGCACCGUUUGACUACGUCUCCCACCGGUGGUUCAGACGGGUUAACAAUGAGCACGUGUGUUUGUUUACUGCUGGGAAAUGAAAAGAGGGUCAAAGCAGGAAAGCUGAGGACUUUGAAACUGCAGCGUCAUCCGGACCGGCUCUCUGUUGAGAAACAAUGUGCUUGGAGCUCAGCCCCAGGAAGACUUGACUCUUAAGAUCCCGUCAGAUGGCUUUCUGCCUAGUCAUAUUCCACAGCAAGUGACCACAACGUUAUAAACAUGUUUCAUCAUAUUUAUUGCGCAAAAACAAAAAGGGCCUAUAAUUUACUUUUGCCUUUUUCUUAAAUAGGGCACAAAAGAGGCUCUGAUCAUCACAAUUUCUUAACUACUCACUUUUCAUGCUUAAUUUUAAGUUAAAACUGCAGUCUGAAAAUCAGCUAUUCCCAACUCUGUUUGAAACAGGUUACUUGUCUUUUCUCAUCUGUGUGUUAAGUGAAAUGACAUCACACUGACAUUUCCGGUGAAACGGUAGCCAUUAUUAUUAUAACCUAGCUGUUGUAAAUCAAGGUACAAUUUAGGAGACAUUUAUAAAGGUCUAAUUUUUUUGGAGGAUCUUUUGACA